AUGGCGAAGCCCGAGGGCCGCGUGCCUGAGCUGGCGGACGAUGCCGACGACGACGAGGCUCUGCGGUACGCGAUUGCGCUGUCGCUGCAGGAUGAGGCUGAUUCGCCGGUGGUGAUACUCGAUUCGGAUGAUGAUGAUGGUGGUGGUGGUGAUGAUGGUGACGACGAGACAAGGGCGGGAUCGUCGAGGUCAAUCCAGCAGCAGACGCAGACACAGACACAAUCAUCACAGACACAGACGACACAGUCUUCACAGUCACGGCACCAGUCUCAGUUCGGCAGCUUCCUUCUUGAUCGCAAGGCCAUGGAGCAAGAACGCCUCAACCGCCUCGCCAAACGCCAACGUUCACCCACCGACGAUGGCGACGACGACGUGGUCGAGGUCCCUCCGCCCAAGAAGCAAGCCAGGACAGUCCCGGAACCCACGAGCAAGACCACCACCAGUAAAACAACAGCAACAGCAACGGCGUCAGCUUCAAUGAGGAGUAUCACAAGCAGCAGCAGCAGCAGCAACUUACCGUACCCAAACGGCAUCGUCAAACGGACGUGGUCUCGCGGCUGCCCACGAACAGGCGACACAAUCACCAUCGAGGAAGUGUUCCAAAAGGACCAGCUGGAGCUCGCCGUGCUGUCGUCUUUCCAGUGGGACGAAGAGUGGAUGAUUUCCAAGCUCGACAUCAGGAGGACCAAGAUACUGCUACUCGCAUUCGCCAAGGACGAAGCUCAGAAGAACCUUAUGCGUGGCAACGUGCCCUCCAACAUCAAGUUCUGCUUCCCGCCGAUGCAUGGCCCUGGAGCGAUGCACUCCAAACUACAGCUCCUCAAGUUCCCGGACCGCCUCCGUGUCGUCAUCCCAACGGGCAACCUUGUGCCACUGGAGGACCCCGCCGCCCAUCCACCGCAGACACCGACUGGAUUCUACACGGAGCUAGUAUACUUCCUCCAGGCAACGGGCGUUGGCGAAAAGAUGGUUGCCAGCCUAUCAAACUACGACUUUUCCAAGACGUCAGAUAUCGCUUUCGUCCAUACCAUACCCGGAAGCCACACGGGAAAAGCAGCACAACGCACAGGGUAUUGUGGCCUCGGUGCUAGUGUAGCGGCCCUCGGCUUAGCCAAUCCCGAACCUGUCGAGGUCGACCUUGUGGCACGUUUUCUACGAAUACCCACUGGAUGGGAUGGAGUUGCUAAUGGUGAUGACGGCAUGGACGAUUACAACAACUCCGGUGGCGCUAGUUCGAGAUCAAGACCGGCCAGGAAACCGGCAGAGACGACGUCCAAGGAGCUCAAGGACCGGUUCCGCAUCCACUUCCCUACGGAUCAGACAGUGGCCCGAAGCAGAGGCGGACGCAAUGCGGGAGGCACAAUCUGCGUCCAGGCCAGGUGGUGGCGGUCGCCUAAUUUUCCAAGAGAGCUGGUGCGGGAUGUCAUCACUCGUGACCGGCUCCUCAUCCACAGUAAAGUGAUAUUCGUGCGUCGGGUCGGAGACGGCCAAGCGACGCGGCAACCGCCAGGCUGGGCCUAUGUAGGGAGCGCCAAUCUCUCCGAGAGCGCCUGGCUGACUGUGCCCGCCGCCGCCGCGGUGACGGCCGCUGGGGGUGGUGUUUUUUUCUUUAGGGGCCGGCUAUCUAGAGACAAGUCUACGGGAGGCAUCAAGAUGAACUGUCGCAACUGGGAGUGCGGAGUGGUGAUCCCGGUACCUGAGUCAAAGAGCGUUGACAAGACACGGGCUAGCGGCGACAUGGCCAUGUUUGCGGGGACGGUUCCUGUUCCAAUGCAAGUUCCCGGGCCUGCGUACGCAUCAAAUGACCAGCCCUGGCUUUAUCCAGGAGCCUGA
Molecule: messenger RNA, 1833 nt
Organism: Trichoderma aggressivum f. europaeum
Lineage: Eukaryota; Fungi; Ascomycota; Sordariomycetes; Hypocreales; Hypocreaceae
Exons: 8
Coding region: 1-1833 (610 amino acids)
Biological process (GO): DNA repair
Cellular component (GO): nucleus
Molecular function (GO): single-stranded DNA binding; 3'-tyrosyl-DNA phosphodiesterase activity; double-stranded DNA binding
Source: RefSeq, a predicted model, not a curated record